AAUGUCUCCGAGUCUAGCAGGAACGUUGCGCGGGAACUGGUUCACCUAACCUCACACCCUGCGCGCUUCUCCGUGCGCGUGCACAGCUGCGUGACGCAUUCAGGGAUUCUGAGACUUCGUAACUUCGGUCUUGCGGCAUGACUCCCUGUCAAUGGGAAACCCCGCGGCGGAGCAGAGCGGAGCAGAUAAAAGGUCCAAACUGGUCCAAAUGGAAGCUGAAAGACAAACUCCGGAGCUGCGCAGCGGACACGCACUGACACACGCACACGGACACGCACGGCCACCCUGAUAGACAUGGACACCUGGACAGUUAUCAUCCUGCUGCAGUACUUCCUGUUUGGAUCUUUGGUCCGAUCGGCUCCGGUCAGCUUGCUGUCCAACCUGCCGCCUGCGUUCAGAGAAACGGCCGUGGAGGCCAAGACGCUCAGUGAGAAAAUCCUCACGGACAUUUCUGCAGCGCACGCCGCCACAGUCAAGGAUUUCAGCCUCGAUUCGUCGACAUCCAACCUGCAGUUGAUGGCAGCGUCGAUGGAAAUCCCGUCCUCUCCCGUCCUCCAGGCGCUGUCCCCUCACUUCACCCUGGAGACAUGCGUUAGCCGCAUGCUAGCAGGAGUUCAGAUGUACCAGAACCUGCUGGAGGUUCUGUCCAGCAAAGUGAGCGGUCUGGAUGACCUGAGAGCGGACCUGCGCGACCUGCUGACCCACAUCAACAAGCUAAAGGAGGGGGCGCAACUUAUAGUGGAUGUUUCGGAUCAGAACCUGAGCACAAACCUGGCCUCUUAUCUCCAGGACAGCCACAACGUCCAGGUGGCGCUCCGACUGACGUUGACUCAGCUGCGCUCCUUCUGUCAUGACCUGAUCCGGACCUUCAGAGUCCUUUCCAGGCCGCGAGCUGCAGGUGCACGCUAAGCCCCGCCCACCUGGUCCAACUCACUAGCUGCGCUUCCAUUGACUAUUAAAUUGCACAAUUUCACAUUUCAAAAUAUUUUAUCUUAUUUUGAAAAAAAAAACUUGUGUUUUGAUUAAAAAGACUUUGGCGCCAGGAUGAGGCAUCAAAAUUGGUUUAUUUUCCAAACCUGCAGUCACACAAGUCACAUGAUCAACAGCAGGAUGUUACCGCUGGUGGAAACCAUGAAGAAGACAAUGACAGGAAGUAGUCCGAGGUGGCGGUGAAAGCUUUUAAAUAACUUACAGCGUGUACAAACUUAUUCAUGUGUGAUUUUAAUUGCAUUUCUUAUUUAACAUGUUGUUGUGAGUAUUAGCAGAAUAUUAGCUGCAUUUUAAUUACAAUUCUGCACAAAACUUUGAAGAUAUUACGCUAAUGUAAAAAAAAACAGUUUGCAAUUGAAUUAAAAUAGAAAAGCAAUUUCAAUCACGCAUAAAUAAGUUUGUUCACCUGAUAAGUCAUUGAAAAAACAUGCCGUGUCCUCAUCCUCCAAUCGCGUCCUGUUGUCUACUUCGUAUUUUCCGCCAAUAGUAACUUCCGGUUGUUGAUCACAUGACUCCUGUCACUCGAACAAAUUUUUCGGGCUGCAAUAACUUUGAUACAGCCGAAAACCCCAAAAUUCUAGCAGUAAAACUUUUUUUUAUCAAAAAAAAGUUUUUCCUAAAUUAUCCAAAUUUAAUUUCCUAAUUUCAAUUUUCCCACAGUCAGUGGAGGCGCAGCUGCAGACAAAGUUUUGCGCACAUUUAUAGUGGAAACGCAGUUACUGUAACAAUGUGGAUUGUUACGGACUGAAGGAUCUGGUGCGGUUUGGUUCUGCUAGAUAAAGAAUGUAAAAGCUGCAGGCCUAUUAUCGGACCAUCUACGCUGAAUCAGAUCCAGAAGAAUCCUGAAGCUCGGUGUCUGUUCCGGCACGUCGGGCCGCUCCGCAUGUCGAGGACUAGCAGGAAUGCGAGCGCUGCCGCAGGGACAAACUUGUUUACAAACCUUCUAGCAAGCCAGAAAGAGCUGAUUGUGAGUUUUGAUGGAGGUUCAGGUCCGGACCCGCUCGGCGCUCGGAGGAAUCUCUCCUGCUGUUUGUCGGCCUCAUUAGUGGAGAAGCUGCAGACUGACGGCAAGCAGUUCGAUGACUUCUCAUCGCCUGAGGUUGAAACGGGUCAGAGUUUAACUUUUAUUACUGCAGAGACAAUCGGAUCAACCACAUCUUACAUUUGUUUACUUUCUGUUAAUGUAAACAACCUCCGGACUACAUGAGCGUUAUGCUGCCACCUGCCUGCAACAUGAGGAACAUUUUUUACUCUGCAACCAGAAGAUCAAUUUUGUAUAAAAACAUUCAUCACCUUCAAACAACUGGGAUCAAGUUGGAAUUUCCUGUUUACCGACAUGCUUUUAUUCUGAAGCAACAGCAGGAAGUGAAAAUAUUAGAAUAUUUUUUAAAAUGUUUUAUGUUUUUUCUGUUUUUAAAAAAUGUUUUUAUGUUUUCAAGAUUUUCAGACUUUUAAUUUGAAAAUCACCAAAAGAAGCUUUUAUUUGUUAUUUAUCAGCUGCAGAUUAUUUAUUCUGGCUUUUUUUUAUUUAUUGAUAUUUAUUAGGUAUUUAUUGAUGUAUUUAUUAAAAUCACUGACAGGUUGUUGGAUUUUUUUAAUCGUUAUUUAUUUAUUUGAGUCGGACUGACAGACAGCUGAUAAGAGGUCACUCGGGGCGAGCGAGCCUGACAUCACACACUGAUGAUGUCAUCACUUCCUCAUGUCCUCACAUGACCUCAAGUCGGUUGAAUCAUUCUGCUGUGUGGAAUAAUGUUCAUGUCUGUACGUUUCAAAACACGAUUUGAUAAAGAUUUCAAAAUAAAAUCUUUUCAUUAAAAAAAAUA
Messenger RNA from Gambusia affinis (western mosquitofish), 2813 nucleotides. Its product is annotated as granulocyte colony-stimulating factor-like. Gene Ontology annotation, biological process: immune response. The transcript has 5 exons. The record is from RefSeq and is a predicted model, not a curated record. Gene Ontology annotation, molecular function: cytokine activity. Gene Ontology annotation, cellular component: extracellular region. Lineage: Eukaryota; Metazoa; Chordata; Actinopteri; Cyprinodontiformes; Poeciliidae. Bases 295 to 909 code for a protein of 204 amino acids.